UAGGUGAUGUGUAGCCACACAUUCAUUCCUCAGACCUUCACUCAUCGGUAGACCUUGCGCCUUUUCUUAAACGAGGAUCGACGACAGCAGAAUUUCAGUUCAUUUCUGCCAGGAAAAUGAAGAUUUUUUAUUCUCUUGUUUUCCUGCUUACGUUCACGCUUUUACUGUUUACGGAAGCUGCUAGCAAAGAAAAUGGUACUCCUGAUUUCACUGUCGAAGAUGUGCAGUGGGCCGCCGAAAAUGGACUAAAAGAAGUCCAGCAAACCAUAGAAUUAGAAAAUCGUCUUCUGUCUGAAGGAUUAAUUGGAAACAAAAUUAAAUGCCCAGCUCGCAGAAAUGUGCACCAAAAAAGAGGCACUUCCAGUGAAUCUCGUCAGCAAUCAAUUCACGCAAUUGGAAUCGUUGAAGCAUCCAAAAAACUCAAGGAGAGACUAAACCUAAGAGGAUCAGAGGCUAGUCAGAUCUUACCUAAACUGUCGCUGAAAAGUACGCCUCUGGAACGUGCCUGCUCCGAACCUACCACGUGUCCAGCUCCAGCAUCCAAGUACAGGUCAUAUGAUGGCUCUUGCAAUAAUUUAGUUCAGGUGGAUUGGGGUCGUCGUAAUACCAUUUUUCGACGUUUGUUACCUGCUCAAUACGGAAACGGUAUUGAUUCACCUCGUCCGACAACUGAUGGAGGGGAAUUGCUUAAUCCACGUAAUAUCAGUUUAUCUAUCGUCGGAGACGAUGGCCCUAAUUCGACUGACAUAACCCUACUCGUUAUGUCUUUUGGUCAAUUUGUUACGCAUGAUAUCACUUAUUCAGAGGACUUUACUUUUGAAAAUGGGUCUAGUCCCGCCUGUUGCGAUAGCCAAGGACAGUUGCUUCCACCAAAUGAUUUGCAUCCACAAUGUUUACCUAUCGAGUUGUACGAAGGAGAUCCAAAUUUCAUUGCAAGUGGUGACACUUGCAUGAGCUUUACUCGUUCAAAAGUGGGCGUAGAUUUGAGCUGCACCUUUGGCCAAGCCGAACAGUUGAACAGCAAUACUCACUAUCUUGACGGGUCUCAAAUUUAUGGAAGCGAUGCCACCAUAUCAAACAAUCUACGCACGGGAAUCGACGGAUUGUUAAAGUCUUCGGAUGUCGGUGGCCGCCAAUUGUUUCCUAUUACUCCCGGCUGUGAAAAUCUAAUUAAUCAUGAACUAGCAGUUUGCUUCCAAGCAGGCGACGACAGGGUGGAAGAGAAUCCACAGCUCACUACCAUCCAUUUGCUAUUUUUACGCGAACACAAUCGUAUUGCAAAAGAACUCAAAGCACUUAAUCCACAAUGGAACGACGAGAUUCUGUUCCAGGAGACGCGCCGUAUUGUCAUUGCCCAGUUACAACACAUCACAUACAACGAAUACCUACCCGUUCUUCUGGGUUCUCAAGUUAUGGUGGAUAGUGGAUUAGUAUUACCUACGACUGGUUUUGGAACUGGAUACGAUAGCAACGUCGAUCCUUCGAUAUCAAAUGAUUUCGCGGCUGCAGCAUUCCGGGUGACACAUUCCUCUAUUCAAGGAACUCUAAGUUUGUUCAAUUCCGCUGACGAACAAGAAAUGGAAAGAAGCUUCACAUUAAGUCAAUAUUUCUUUGAUGCUUCUCGAUUGAUGGACGAUCCCGGCUUCUUUGACUCGGCUCUGCGUGGCCUAACUAAACAAGCACCUCAAACUAUUGACGGACUAUACACAGAUGAAGUGGCCGACAAAUUAUACAUUGGUCAGAAAAAAUCCGGAGGUGAUUUGAUUGCCAUCACAAUCCAGCGUGGCAGAGAGCAUGGCAUCCCGAGCUACAAUGAGUUCCGUGAAUUUUGUGGAAUGCCCAAAGUUCAGUCGUUUGACGAACUCAUCAACGAGUUUGUCCAAGAGGACAUUGAUCUGCUAAAGACUGCGUACCAAUCGGUGGACGAUAUCGACCUCUACAUCGGCUGCUUAUUUGAAACUCACGUAGAGUCAGAAUCACUUAUGGGACCGACAGCUCUUUGCAUCGCAGCAGAGCAAUUCCAGAAAACUAAAAAUGGAGAUCGUUAUUUUUAUGAUAUCGGUGAUCAACCUAAUUCGUUUACACCAGAUCAACUCGAUCAAAUCCGCCAAUCGAGUUUAGCCCGUCUCAUGUGUGACAAUAACGACGGAUCGGUGACGACCAUGCAGCCAUUCGCUAUGAAAAGUCCAGUUGGAACGAACCAAAGAAUUCCGUGCUCUUCCCUUCCGUCAAUGGACUUGACAUACUGGAAAGAAAUGUAAUGGCCGGUAACAGUCAAAAUUUUGGUUGUUACCUAAAGUCAAUUAUCUUCUGUUACGUAGUUUUACUUGAACCUUAAAUCUGUAGAAGUAAUAAAUGUUAUUUUUAAAUUAAUUUGCUGCAUGAGCUCAUAGCCCCCGAUUAGUUGGUCGAGGCCUCGGUCGAAACUUCGUCGGUCGUCUCUCAGUAAAAAUACUAAGACAUUCGAUUCUGGUUUGUAGUUGUUUUUGUAUUGCUUUAACAAAAACAAUCGAGUGUCUCAGCAGUUAGUUAUCCUAAGAUAUACAUCAAAUGUUAUGCAACUAAAUACACAAAUGUAGACGAAGA
This is a messenger RNA of Daphnia magna, 2586 nucleotides long. Its product is annotated as peroxidase. The coding region runs from base 117 to 2261 and encodes 714 amino acids. Gene Ontology annotation, molecular function: heme binding; peroxidase activity. The transcript is spliced from 14 exons. Gene Ontology annotation, biological process: response to oxidative stress. Lineage: Eukaryota; Metazoa; Arthropoda; Branchiopoda; Diplostraca; Daphniidae. The record is from RefSeq and is a predicted model, not a curated record.